Messenger RNA from Mastomys coucha (southern multimammate mouse), 3273 nucleotides. It is a transcript of the gene Rasd2, whose product is annotated as RASD family member 2. Gene Ontology annotation, molecular function: GTP binding; GTPase activity. Bases 499 to 1299 code for a protein of 266 amino acids. The transcript has 3 exons. The record is from RefSeq and is a predicted model, not a curated record. NCBI's taxonomy places the organism in Eukaryota, Metazoa, Chordata, Mammalia, Rodentia, Muridae.
CGUAAGCGGCCAGGCAGGUUCGUAGGCUGGAGACAAACACCGAUCGUCACCCCCAAAAGUCCCCCCGAGUCUCCGGGGUUCGCUUCUACAUCCCCGGAGUCGUGCCCCUGCCCCCUCAGCGCGGAGCCCCAGGCGGGGACACCCCGUAUUGGACGUCCUCUAACCUCCGUGCACCUGGCUCAACCGGAAUCCCCCGCGUCGGGGCAGGGCCGGGCCGCCGGCGGCGAGCCGGAGCCUGCCCAGCGCCCCAGCCCCGCCGAGCCCUCGGAGCCCAUCCAUGGGUCAUCCCCUGCUCCGCGGGCCUCCUCGCCCAGUCGCGCUCAGCCCAGCUCCGGGUGCCGCGCGCAGGAGGAUCCGUACGCAGUGACCCUGGAGCCUCCGCAGACGCCGGGAGAUCCGGCGGCCGGAGCGGCUGCUGGUUCCCCGCACCUCCAGGAGCUUCCAGGGAGCCCUCCAAGCCGUGUUCGGGGUCCGUCCCGCUGUUCACAGCCCAGAGCCAUGAUGAAGACCUUGUCCAGUGGGAACUGCACACUCAAUGUACCUGCUAAGAACUCCUAUCGCAUGGUGGUGCUGGGUGCCUCCCGAGUGGGCAAGAGCUCCAUUGUCUCCCGCUUCCUCAAUGGCCGCUUUGAGGACCAGUACACGCCCACCAUCGAGGACUUUCAUCGAAAGGUGUACAACAUCCACGGGGACAUGUACCAGCUGGACAUCCUGGACACCUCUGGCAACCACCCAUUCCCUGCCAUGCGCCGGCUAUCCAUUCUCACAGGAGAUGUCUUCAUCCUGGUGUUCAGCCUGGACAGCCGAGAGUCCUUUGACGAGGUCAAGCGCCUCCAGAAACAGAUCCUGGAGGUCAAGUCCUGCCUGAAGAAUAAGACCAAGGAGGCAGCAGAGCUGCCCAUGGUGAUCUGUGGCAACAAGAAUGACCACAGUGAGCUGUGCCGCCAGGUCCCUGCCAUGGAGGCUGAGCUGCUGGUGUCUGGUGACGAAAACUGCGCCUACUUCGAGGUGUCAGCCAAGAAGAACACUAAUGUGAAUGAGAUGUUCUAUGUGCUGUUCAGUAUGGCCAAGCUGCCCCAUGAGAUGAGCCCUGCACUGCACCAUAAGAUCUCUGUGCAGUACGGCGAUGCCUUCCACCCCCGGCCCUUCUGCAUGCGCCGCACCAAGGUCGCAGGUGCCUAUGGCAUGGUGUCACCUUUUGCCCGCCGCCCCAGUGUCAACAGUGACCUCAAGUACAUCAAGGCCAAGGUCCUACGGGAGGGCCAGGCCCGAGAGAGGGACAAGUGUAGCAUCCAGUGAGAGUCAGGGCCAUCAGGGAGGGGGCUUGGGCAGUGCCUUAAGGGAGGUGGCUGAGGAUUCCCACUGCCCACAUCCCAUAGAGGGCCGUAGGUGUGUACUCUGUGCCCAAUCUCUUCAUUCCUGGCCACCUCCUGUGAGCUGUGAAUGUGAUUCCUUUGUGGGAGGACAGAGACAUGUCUGGGGACAUGCCAGCACUCAUGCUGUGACAAGAUUUCAGUGUCUUUAGAGUGGGAGGGAUGCAGAAAGGCCAGGAGCCCUGCGUCAAAGCAAAAUGCUCAGUACAAGUCACAGGCUGAGAACGUCUUAGCCAGAUGUCCCAGCUGGAUUCCCUGGUGGCCUCUCUUCCCUCUGUGUAGACCAGCUUGGUUUCUGUUCCCCUGGAGAAACCACCCUCCUGCCCCAGCUGCCCCCCCCAAACUUAGCCCCUGGGGGCCACCCUGACCUUGAGCAGAGGGGGGGAUGGGGAGGGGAGAGAGGGAGGGAGGCGCCUAUGUCCCUCAGACCACUGCCCCUUGGCUCCACUCCUAGGCUCCUCCAUAGGACAUUUCUCUUUGUUUUGAAGUGUGCUUCCUGUUGUGUUUGCAGUAGACAUGAAUUCCUUGUAUUGUAAGAGGCCAAUGCCUUGUCUUUGACAGGGCUUCCCAGUUCAGAUCCAUUGCUCUAGCUGGGUUCUCCCUCCCUGCUCCCAGGCAGACCAUGCAGCUGGGUCCUGCCCUGAGAGCCAGCAGCACCACAGUCACAGCAGGAAUCCUCUGCCAUCUGGAGAGGACGGCUGGGUUUUGGGAAAGUGACUCUAAACCCCUCCCCACUCCUAACUAGUUCAGGACAGAGCUCUGCCUAGAUGCAGGUUUCUUCUGCUUUAGUUCCUUAAACACUUGCUGAGUACCUACUGAAUACUGGGUCCCUUGUGUACCAGGCAACAGAGAACGAGGGGUCCUGUAUGUCCCCAGCUCCGGUCUCUGCCCACCCAUGGUGCCCCUUCUGCACACACAGCUGUUGGAGGAAGUGGAGCAGCUGAGAGCCAGGACAGGUUGGAAGGACAUACUGUGGGACUUUCCCUAGUGUUCAGGCUAUCCCAGCUACACAGGAGUGGGGGUGAGGGGCAGCUGUGACCCUGAGAACCAAAGGUCCUGUUCACCAACUCUUAAUACAUCUGUGCUUUAGUCUUAUUAUAGUACUGCACUUGGCCCAUUAAGAUGACACCUGUUGCCAAGCUUUCAACAUGAGUUUGGUCCCGGGGUCCCUGUGGUGGAAGGAGAGAAAUCACUCUUUUUGUUUGUCUGUUUGUUUGUUUUUUGAGACAGGGUUUCUCUGUAUAGCCCUGGCUGUCCUGGAAUUCACUCUGUAGACCAGGCUGGCCUCGAACUCAGAAAUCUGCCUGCCUCUGCCUCCCAAGUGCUGGGAUCAAAGGUGUGCACCACCACCACCCAGCGAGAAGUCAUUCUUGUAUGUCAUCCAUUGACUUCCACACAUGCAUCAUGGUACCCCUCUCCAUACACACAAAUUAGUGAAGCUGAUGGUUAUCAGAAAUCAUAGGACUCUACUAGUGCAUUCUCUCAAGGCCCAGGUCACUCAUUGCAAGCUGGGUCAGCCUUGGGCCUUCCAUCCACACCAUGUUGUAUGCUGUCUUCUUGGAGCUCCCAGUGGCAGGGAUUUUGGAUCAUGUUACAUAUGCCCUCCUCAGAGCAAUCACUGAGGUUAUCUGUGGAUAUUGUGUGCAUUGUCGUUCUUAACACACACCAGAUCCAGCUCUGCACACCAGACCCAGGCCCAGCCUGGAUCCCAUAUACACCUCAACACCUGCUGCUCAGCACAACUGCUUCAGCACCUGCUUCCGUCCCGCAGUAACCCCUCGCCGCAAUCCUGAGAGCAUACCAGGCACUUUUCCAGGCAGGUGUAUGGCCUGGGCCAUCUGGUCAAGCUCUACUGCCUGGGCCUCUGUGUACACUAUCAAUUAAAGUUGAUUUGUUAGCA